Molecule: messenger RNA, 522 nt
Organism: Cheilinus undulatus (humphead wrasse)
Lineage: Eukaryota; Metazoa; Chordata; Actinopteri; Labriformes; Labridae
Product: retinal cone rhodopsin-sensitive cGMP 3',5'-cyclic phosphodiesterase subunit gamma-like
Exons: 2
Coding region: 301-522 (73 amino acids)
Biological process (GO): positive regulation of G protein-coupled receptor signaling pathway; visual perception; positive regulation of epidermal growth factor receptor signaling pathway
Cellular component (GO): photoreceptor outer segment membrane
Molecular function (GO): cGMP binding; 3',5'-cyclic-nucleotide phosphodiesterase activity
Source: RefSeq, a predicted model, not a curated record
GAACAUUUUUUAUUGAUAAAUCUUAAAAGCUUUUACCUGUAGCAUUAAGGCUGAGUUUAAAGUGCUGUACACAGUGCUGUUAAGAAGUACUAUUUUUGAUAUGUGUAGCAUAAAUGGAUGAGCAAUAUGAAGAUACAUAAAUUAGUUUAAAUUGAACACAACUUGCUGGCCAGCUGUAUCACAAAGCAGGAUGUGAACUUGUAGUGAAAGUUCUUGUCAUACAAAGCUGUAAAAAAAACUGGAAAAAAAAAACAGUUGCUGAGGUUCCAUGUCUUUUUUCUGUUUCAGUAACCUAACACAAUGGCUGACGUAGCAACUCCCGCUGACAAGAAGGCGCCACCCAAAUUCAAGCAGAGGGCUAUGCGCACCUUCAAGAGCAAAGCGCCCAAACCAGGCCAGAAGGGAUUUGGAGACGACAUCCCCGGCAUGGAGGGUCUGGGCACAGACAUCACAGUGAUCUGCCCAUGGGAAGCCUUCGGGGACAUGGAGCUCAGUGAUCUGGCGAAAUAUGGAAUUGUUUAA